AUGAUCCCCCUCAUCCUCGCCUUCCUCAUCCUCAUCCUCACCUCCUUUCUCAUAUACCACCAUGGUAUAAACCCUUAUUUCCUCUCUCCACUAUCUUCCAUCCCCAAUGCCCACUUCACAUCCCCACUGUCCAGCUAUUGGAUUGAUCGCAAGCGUAGUACAGGCACGGAAGUCCUCGCCAUCUAUGCCUUGCACCAAAAGCAUGGCCCAAUCGUCCGUCUCGGCCCCAAGGAGCUGAGCGUGAAUUCUCUCCAUGGCCUAAAAAUAAUAUACACGGGCGCUUUCGAGAAACACGCCUUUUACAAUGAUGUCUUCGUCAACUUCAACACCGAAAACAUGGUCGGCAUGGUGCACAAUGCGGCGCAUGCCCAGCAGAAGCGUAUGCUGAGCAAGACCUACUCCAAGUCAUUUCUCCAGGAAUCCAGUGACUUGCGCACCAUUGCAAAGGCCGUGCUCUGGGGCCGGUUUAUGCCUAUUCUUAAGCAGGCAGGGGAGACCGGAGAGGUGUUGAAUGUGCUGCCACUAUGCCAGGCUCUUGGGAUGGACUUCACCUCCUCUUUCCUGUUUGGAUUGAGGCAAGGGACGAAGUAUUUGUUGAAUAUUCCCGAGUGGAUGAUGUGGUUGGAGGAGUAUGAGCAGUUCAAGUACUUGAGCCGGGACGACCGAUAUAUGGGUUUUAUUGAGAGAUGGUGCUUGGGCCUCUGCGACCGGAUGGAAGAGUCUAAGAAACAGAAGGGCCCCAGAGACGAGGAGAAGCUGCCAUCCACGAACCCAGUCGUCUACGACCAACUGCACCAGAGCCUACUCAUCCAGAAAGAGCAGGAUCGGCGUCCGCUAAACCUAGCAAUUGCAUCCGAACUGCUAGACCACCUGGUUGCAGGCCACGAAACAUCAGGCAUUACCUUCACGUACAUGAUGUGGGAGAUGUCGCAGCAUCCGGAGCUUCAGGCCGAGCUGCGAAAGGAACUACUAACAUUAUCUCCAUCUCUCCGAUACCUGGACACAGAUGGAGAGAAGAUCCUUCCUUCUCCUUCCGCAAUCGACGCACUCCCCCUGUUGGAUGCUAUGGUCCGCGAGACCCUCCGUCUUCACUCCCCGGCCCCUGCCCAACUUCCCCGCGUUACCCCCACCACAGAAAAAGGAACUUCGCUGCACGGGUAUGACAAUAUCCCGGGCGGCGUGAGGGUCAGCUCAACCGCCUACUCCCUCCACCGCAUCAGUGAUGUCUAUCCGCGUCCAUUAGAAUGGCUGCCAAAACGAUGGCUGGAGGCAGGUGACAAGAUCCACGACAUGAGGCGGCUGUUCUGGCCGUUCGGGAGCGGUGGACGCAUGUGUCUGGGAAGUAAUUUCGCAUUGCAAGAAAUCAAAUUGGUUAUGGCGGCUGUGUACUCAAAUUACACGACCUCUAUUGUAGACGACAAGGGCAUCGAGCAGGAUUUUGCCUUUAUUUCACUGCCACGCGGGCGGAAGCUGAUGUUGAGGUUUACCCCCGUCAAUGAGUGA
This is a messenger RNA of Penicillium vulpinum, 1503 nucleotides long. RefSeq names its product cytochrome P450. The record is from RefSeq and is a predicted model, not a curated record. NCBI's taxonomy places the organism in Eukaryota, Fungi, Ascomycota, Eurotiomycetes, Eurotiales, Aspergillaceae. Gene Ontology annotation, molecular function: oxidoreductase activity, acting on paired donors, with incorporation or reduction of molecular oxygen; heme binding; iron ion binding. The transcript is spliced from 2 exons. Bases 1 to 1503 code for a protein of 500 amino acids.